Messenger RNA from Candoia aspera, 2135 nucleotides. RefSeq names its product isocitrate dehydrogenase (NAD(+)) 3 non-catalytic subunit beta (gene IDH3B). Gene Ontology annotation, cellular component: mitochondrion. The record is from RefSeq and is a predicted model, not a curated record. Gene Ontology annotation, biological process: isocitrate metabolic process; tricarboxylic acid cycle. Gene Ontology annotation, molecular function: magnesium ion binding; oxidoreductase activity, acting on the CH-OH group of donors, NAD or NADP as acceptor; NAD binding. NCBI's taxonomy places the organism in Eukaryota, Metazoa, Chordata, Lepidosauria, Squamata, Candoiidae. The transcript has 12 exons. Bases 20 to 1165 code for a protein of 381 amino acids.
CGGGCCUGCUGGGACGGCAAUGGCGGUGGCGCUGAAGGGCGUCCGGGCGGCGGCCGCGGCCGCCUCCGCCGGCGGGCGGGGCCUGGCGACCUCGGCGGCGCGUCUGCAGAGGCCGGGCCAGGCGGAGAGCGCCCGCUCGGAGGGGACGUUCCCGGUGACGAUGCUGCCGGGGGACGGCGUGGGCCCGGAGCUGAUGCACUCCGUCAAGGAGGUCUUCAAGGUGGCGGGCGUCCCGGUGCAGUUCGACGAGCACCAUCUGAGCGAGGUGCAGAACAUGGCCUCGGAGGAGAUCCUGGACCGGGUGCUGGACUCCAUGAGGAAGAGCAAAGUGGCCCUGAUAGGGAAGAUUCAUACCCCCAUGGAGUACAAAGGGGAAUUGGCCUCCUACGACAUGAGGCUCAGGCGCAAGCUUGAUCUCUUUGCCAAUGUGGUCCGUGUGAGCAGCCUGCCUGGCUAUAAAACGCGGCACAACAACUUGGACCUGGUGAUCAUCCGCGAGCAGACAGAGGGCGAGUAUAGUUCCCUGGAACAUGAGAGUGCAAAGGGUGUCAUUGAAUGCCUGAAGAUCAUCACACGGGCCAAGUCACAGCGCAUUGCCAAGUUUGCCUUUGAUUUUGCCACCAAGAAGGGGCGUUCCAAGGUCACUGCAGUGCACAAGGCCAAUAUCAUGAAGCUGGGCGAUGGGCUCUUCCUCCGCUGCUGUGAGGAGGUGGCUGAGCUGUAUCCCAGGAUCACAUUCGAGACCAUGAUCAUAGACAACUGCUGCAUGCAGCUGGUGCAAAACCCUUACCAGUUUGACGUCUUGGUCAUGCCCAACUUGUAUGGCAACAUCAUUGACAAUCUGGCAGCCGGCCUGGUGGGUGGGGCCGGUGUGGUCCCGGGGGAGAGCUACAGCGCUGACUUUGCCGUGUUUGAAAUGGGUGCCCGUCACCCCUUUGCCCAGGCCGUUGGGAGGAACAUUGCCAACCCCACGGCCAUGCUGCUUUCCUCAGCCAACAUGCUGAGGCAUCUGAACUUGGAGUAUCACUCCGCCAUGAUUUCAGACGCGGUGAAAAAGGUGAUCAAAGUUGGCAAGGUGCGGACACAGGACAUGGGCGGUUAUUCUACCACCUCGGACUUCAUCAAGUCUGUUAUUGACCACCUCCACCCCCACUAUGGUGUCUAGGCUCAGGCUGCCCCUGCCCCACACCUGCCCCACACCUGCCCCAGCAGGCCCCACCCCAGUAGCCUCUCCGGGCCAGACCCAGAUGGAGCUGCCCAGCCCCUGUUGGGGAAGAAACUUCUCCCGCCUCUUGGGGCGCUCAAGGCCCUGCGAAGGCCUAGUCUACUCCAGCUGGAAGGGACAGGAGCCGUGCCAGCCCAGCGGGAACGGCUUCCUUGAUUGCUAGCUGGUACUGGCUGUGGCUCCUGUCUUCCGGGGGUGGGGGUCCCUUCUCAGUAUAAGCCUUUGGCCCAGGAGAGAUCAGAAAAGUCACACACCAGGCAUUUCUAUAAAAAUAAUUUUAUUUACAGAAAGCAAACAUAUUCACAGGCUCUCAGUGAGAGCUGCUUAACUCUCUACAUGCCUACACAGAAGGGAAACUGAAACUAAAACAAGUCCAGGCAAGUUCUUCUCCCCAGGUGCAAAAAUUAACAUCCGAAAAGAGGACAAUUAAAUUCAACCUCUUCACCCGGCCAAAAUGAUUAGUUACCAUAGUAACCUUAAUCUGUAGCCAUUGUUGGGGGGGCGCUGUCUCCAGGGCCUUCUGCUCUGAGCCAUCCCCUUGGGAGCUCCGCCUCCUGUUGCAGCAGGCUGGCGAGAAAGGGUGUGGGGGGGUGUGGGUUACGGGAAGGGAAGCUGCCUCCCGAAGGGCUCUUGAAAUAACACCUGGGUGGUGGACGUGGUCCUUGCGGAGGCAGUUGGGCCCCCUAACUGGAGAGCAGCCUUUCAGCCCUGUGGAACACCAUCAGGAGGUUUUGCCAGAAUCUGCCCGGGGUGCUGGGGAGAGAGUUUGCCAUGUGGGCCAUCCUGGCUUUGGCGGUGAGUGGGCUUCAGGUGUCCUCAGUGUGACAGCUUUCUGGGGGCUCAGCCCAUGUGCGUGAUGUGUAAUCUAUGGCUGCUGUCUAGUCUGCUUGCAAAUAAAAGGGAUUUUUCA